This is a messenger RNA of Paramuricea clavata, 3846 nucleotides long. The record is from the annotation of a GenBank genome assembly. Lineage: Eukaryota; Metazoa; Cnidaria; Anthozoa; Malacalcyonacea; Plexauridae.
UUGCAGUUAUUAUGGACUAAAGAUUUACGAAUGAACACAGUCCAUGUUGAUGAUGUAUCUCGAGCGUUAUGGUAUCUGACUACAAACGGAAAUAAUGGAGAAGUUUACAAUUUGGUCGAUAAUGGCGAAACGAGUAAGUGUUUUAAAUGUAUAGUCGAACCUCCGGUAUGUGACACCCUUGGGACCGAGUCAUGGUGUCCUCUACAGGGCAGGUGUCAGUCCCGGAUCAAAUCGCUCCUAAUGUAAAUUUAACAAAAAUAUACAAUUCAUAGAAAUAAAUUACAUAUGAAAUGAAUUAAAAUAAUUUGUGGAUUAGGUUCGGCGCACGAGAAGAGCGACAUUUGACUUGCUGACGUCGCUCCAGAGUCCCAUAGUCCGACAGGACCUGUCACUCCAACUCUGCCGUCUAAUUCACUCUGCCGAACUUCACGUAUUGAAACGUCGAACUUGUACGUGUGGGACUUAAGAAAGCUAUUAGGUUCGGCGCAUCCAGGUCUCAGAGGUUUUAAUAUAAUUUGGCAUUGCCACAUCUGGAAACCGUACUUAUUCAUAAAAAGGCUACAGCCGAUCAUCUCCUUAUAUACGGAUACCUCGUGUACAAGACACCAUUCUUGGGUCAUGGCGAAACAUCUGUUAUAUCAUGCUUGUGAUGUUACUCUGAGUAUAUAUCCACACCGGGCAAGCUUGAAAAAUAUGCCUGACCACGGUGGGAAUCGAACCUACGACCUUUGGAAUACUAGUCCAAUGCUCUGUCAACUGAACUACGCGGUCUGGUCGUUUCGAGUAUGUGAUAUUUCGGAACAGAAUCUAGUUCCUUCGAUAUCAAUGUUAUCUAAUAAUAAUCAUGAUUUUUCUGUGUUGGUGUAAUGUAAUGGGCUAGUAUUCCAAAGGUCGUAGGUUCGAUUCCCACCGUGGUCUGGCAUAUUUUUCAAGCUUGCCCGGUGAGGAUGUACACUCAGAGUAACAUCACAAGCAUCAUAUUCACCUGAGUACAUUACACCAACACAGAAAAAUCAUGAUCUAUUAUAUCGCCUACAUUUUAUACGAAUUCCCGUAAGCGGCUCAGCACCUCUCAUAAGCGGACGCGGAUGCUGAGACGAAAUUCUCAAGUAGCACUUAAACUUGUAAACGGAUAAUUUGUAUCUUUCUUCCUUUAUACAUAGUUACUAUAUUGUCCUAGUUCAUAGAAGAGUAGGUAAAGUUGAUUACUAAGCAUUAGAAUUGCCAUCCCUUAUUUCUCUUAUUAGCUCAAGGUAUAAUCUCCGAACUUGUUUGCGAGUUAUUGGGAAUUGAACAUGAUUAUCAUGGUACCAUCGUAUCAAACUUUGCUCGUGUAAGUAUGAAGCUCUUGCAGUAUUUCGCCAGAUACAUGUUCCUUGAGAAUCCUAUACAAUGUCCUUGGAUUUGAAAAAUAUCCUCACCGUCCUCACUGGAAGUUCCAGGCAGCUUUAAUUUGAUUUAAGGUUACAGGACACCCUUUUUGGCGUUUUGCGGAAAAUCGCUACUGCGCGCUCAAUAUCAGUCCGAUUUUCAUCAAAUUUUCACCAAAUGUUCUCCAGUGCAUGCAAAAUAUGGUAAAGUUGUAAAAUUAACAAACAAUAAAAUAAUGUAAGAAUUAUUCAGGAAAAUCUUAAAUCGCGGUACCUUUACGCUUUUGAGUUGUGCUCCUGCUGGUUUUAAGUUAUAUUUAUGAAAAUAUCAUUUUUAUACAGUACAAUAGUUGUUCUAAAAAAUUGUGUCCGGAAAUUUUUGUUUAUUUCGUCAUUCCGCUGAUAUGGCGAUUUCUUUGACGACUGCAAUAUAUUUCUGAAUUGUUUGAGUGAAUUGCUCUUUAUUUUUAAAAUAUCCAAAAUUAAAAAAAAGCCGAACACAAUUUUGAAACUGACGUAUUUAGCUAUGUCCUGUGAAAAUUUGAGAAAAAUUGGUUAAAACCCGCAGGAGCAUAACUCGUUUGAAAAUCAGUAAUUACCGUAAAAUGUUUCGUGAGAAAAUUGAAUUUGAAUAUUACAUUUUCAAUGUUUUUCUUAUAGCAGCGAAAUGUAUUUUAUUAAAUAACUCUGCGAGUUUUCAACAUUUUUCGUUCAAACUUGGUCAGAUAGUAGAACUAGUCUAGUGCUUUCAUUGAAACGAAUAAAAAAAUUUUAGGCAAAAUUAACACUCAAAGGUGUUCUGUAACCUUAAGAACGAGAUUUCCAGCUCUACUAGGUUCUGAAUUUUAUGGAAAAAUUCCCUAAAUGUCCCGAGAAAGUCCUUGAAUUUCAUCUUAAUAUUGAAGAGGGAAAAUCCUAUAAUGUAUUUUUGUACUUGUUUUUCAGUUAAAUAUGACCGACAUUGUGGAUGAAUCCAACGAGAAACAUUUAGAACCUUGGUCUGAGGCUUGUCAGCGUGACAAUAUUGAAAAUACGCCUCUAAGUCCAUAUUUGGAUCAGGUAAUGAAGUGAUAAGAAUGACAUUUAGUGGAAAAUAUAAGGGGGUUUGAACCGAAAAUUGAAAAGAUAAUGUUUUUAGGAAUUUUUAAGGUAGGAAUAUGAAUUGUAGAGGUAGGGAUAUUAAAUAUUUAAAGAAAAAUAUUCCUCUUGCGCCCCGAUAAAUGGUUUAUGAUCUUUUGCACUUUGUAGGAAUUGCUUUACGAAAAACAUCUUUCAUUAGAUGGCAGUAAGCUGGAGGAAACGGGUUUUAAGUGUGAGCAUGGGAAACUAACUACUGGUAACUUAAAAGAGGUAAAUUUCACAUUUGUCAUACAUGUACAGUCAGGUUUUCCAAAUUUAAAAUUUAUUUCCUACCAGAGUUACUAUGUUUUAAAACAGAUUGUUUCAAAAGCAAUUUUAUUUGAACUUGAAAGUAGUUAGAUGGUUACGUAAGUAGAUGCAUGGUUGAUUCUGAUGUAACAAUGUCACAAUACAUCAUAUCAUAAAUUGCUUUAUUUAUGAAAUCCUGCAUGUAUGUCAUGUGACCAAUAACACAAAUAAGUCUAUAUACUAUAUAGUGGUUGUUACAGCCUGUACGUUGUCAUACACCCCGUACUGCCUUUCAUGACCAUAGUGUCAGUCAUUUGUCACAGUGCAUAUUGAAGAUUAUAUUUUGGAAAACUAGAAUAACCAUUCCAUACAUAUUUCAAACAUGUAAUAAAAAUCUUAAUGUCAAGUAAAGGUGUUUUUCUCGCCACGUCACAUUUGGUCAACUAUUCCCUCUACCCAAGGCACAUCUUACAUUCGAGAAUCAUCCCCUGGGCCACUCAGAUGUUGCUCAUUUGUUGUUCUUUUUGACCCAAUACAACCCCUGUUACUCUCAGUAACUUGAACAAUAUUAAUUCUCGUGUAUUUCUAAGGUUCUGGAGGAUUACGUGAAGCUUGGUCUGUUUCCGCCCUCUUUGGCACAAACAAAUUAAUCCAGGCAUUCAGAAAAUGACUAAUACAAUUAAAGAAGAAUAUAUUUUUACUUGAAGGAGAAUAAUCAAUGACAAUGCAUGCUUCGAUACAAAACUUGUGGAGUAGUUCUUCCAUGUAGUAGAACGGCAAGAAAAUGCAUCAAGUGUCUCGCCUAUCUAGUCGUCAGUAUUAUCCAUUGGUGCACUAUUACAUCUGCAGUUAAGUAAGGGACUAAGGCUAGAUCUGUUUGAUAUUCUGUUAUAUUACAUGCAUACAUUUGUAGAUGAAAAUAUUUGCUUAACUGUUGAUGGAAUUUUUGUUAUAGAAUUAAGGUCGCCUUGCCUAUAUGAUGUUUUCAUUUGUCUUUUGUACAUGUAAUAGACACAAAACUAGUCGACUCGGGUUUAUAUUUACUUCAAUUCAAAUGCCAUGAUGUAAAAUUUAUAUUGACUGAAAAUUAAAUGAUGAACGAAAGAGU